GAGCACCCGGGGAAGCAGCGCGGGUUUCGGACCUGCCCCCAUGGGCUGGCAGCGACCAAUGAGCGAGGCCACCGGCUACCCCGCUUCUCCGCAGGGUAUGAAAGGCGCAACCGGAGAGCAGUCGGUUUAAAGCCCCAGCUGCAGCCGAGCGGACUUAUCCUGCUUGGAGGGGUACGACCUUCAGAGAUCUCGCACAGCUCUCGGCUGCCGCAGGGCGAACCGAGCACGACAUGAGCCAGGCCACCUGGACCGGGAAGAGGACAAACAUGCUCCCCGAGAUCGCCGCCGCCGUCGGCUUCCUCUCCAGCCUCCUGAGGACCCGAGGCUGCGUGAGCGAGGAGAGACUGAAGGUGUUCAGCGGGGCUCUCCAGGAGGCACUAACAGAACACUACAAACACCACUGGUUUCCUGAGAAACCAUCCAAGGGCUCUGGUUACCGCUGUAUCCGCAUCAACCACAAGAUGGACCCCAUCAUCAGUAAGGUGGCCAGCCAGAUUGGACUCAGCCAGCCCCAACUUCACCAGCUGCUGCCCAGAGAGCUCACCCUGUGGGUGGACCCUUACGAGGUAUCCUACCGAAUAGGGGAGGAUGGCUCUAUCUGCGUCCUGUAUGAGGAGGCCCCAUUGGUCACUUCCUAUGGGCUUCUCACCUGCAAGAACCAAAUGAUGCUGGGCAGGAGCAGCCCCUCCAAGAACUAUGUGAUGGCCGUCUCCAGUUAGCUCCCCUGCCACCCUCGCCUGGCACUCUACUGUACUCAUCCUGCGGUGACAACAGGCCAAAUCAUACCUCAACCUGGGGAACUGUAUUUUAAAUGAAGAGCUAUUUAUAUAUAUUAUUUUUUUAAGAAAAAGGGAGAAAAAACACCUGAAGAUUUUUUUAAAGAAAAAAAAAUUCUUAAAGGGUGCUGCUUGGAAGCAGCCACCCCAGGUGCCUUUGGAGACAACUUUUGUGCACUUCAGUCUGGGAGCCAGUGUCUGCCUAUGGGAGUGGGGAGUGUUUAGAGGUGGGCCUGACCAAGGUGAGGUGAAGGAAGCUUGGCCAGCACCUCAGGAAGAUGUGAGAGGGAGCAAGCAAGGUUAACAGCUGGAAAUGAGAUAGAUCAAGAUCUGCCCUGGGAGGUAGGGGGAGGAUACUUCACAUCUGUCACUCUCCCAACCUGCAUCCCUGACCUCAGGAACAUUCAGGAACUUAACUCAUGCUGCCUAAUCUUCACUUUUGUUUUUCUGAUGAGAUCCUGGGCAGAGAGUGAUUCUUUCUGCAGCUUUUCUUAAAAUCAUCACUAAAUUCUAUCACCAGGGUUCUAUAGAUGUUUCUUCUCAGCCAGGAAUCUAAAGCUUAUUUUUUUGUGGGGGUCAGGGGAGUGAGUAAGGCAGGGGUUGCUUUGCAAUGUGCUGCUUUGUGUGUAACUGUGGUGAAUAAUUUGGGGGUGAUUUGCAAUGGGAUUUUAGGAUCCAAAGAGUAUCCACUGGGUUUUUUUCUU
Molecule: messenger RNA, 1480 nt
Organism: Artibeus jamaicensis (Jamaican fruit-eating bat)
Lineage: Eukaryota; Metazoa; Chordata; Mammalia; Chiroptera; Phyllostomidae
Gene: BTG2
Product: BTG anti-proliferation factor 2
Exons: 2
Coding region: 231-719 (162 amino acids)
Biological process (GO): negative regulation of cell population proliferation; negative regulation of mitotic cell cycle
Cellular component (GO): nucleus; cytoplasm
Source: RefSeq, a predicted model, not a curated record